Molecule: messenger RNA, 510 nt
Organism: Racocetra fulgida
Lineage: Eukaryota; Fungi; Glomeromycota; Glomeromycetes; Diversisporales; Gigasporaceae
Source: the annotation of a GenBank genome assembly
AUGUUAUUAAGUGGUGACGGAAUAACUGUGUUAUUAGGAUUGAAUUGGCCAAGCGCAUUAUUAGAGGAGUUGGAUUCUAGAGUUGACGACUUUCUUAAAGGCGUGACUAUUGAACUAAUCGGAUUUCUUGAACUUAAAAUUGGUGAGAGUCAUGUUGGAAGCACAACGCUUGGCUCUAAAAAUUUCAAUUAUAAUAUUUCAAAUGAUAAUUAUGAUGAUGUAUUAGACGAAGACAAUGUGUUGAGCAAAGAUAAUUUGUUAAGCGAAGAUGAUGUUCUGAGCGAAGACAAUUUGUUGAGAGAAGACAGUGUUCUGAGCGAAGAUAAUUUGUUGAGUGAUGACGAUUUGUUAAGUGAUGACGAUUUGUUGAGUGAUGACGAUUUGUUGAGUGAAGAAGAUUUGUUGAGUGAAGAAGAUUUGUUGAGUGAAGAAGAUUUUGACAGAAAAAUUGUUGAUGAACCUUUAAGUAGUGAAGAAAUGCCAUCUAUUACCAGAGAAUUUGCACCAUAA